Acipenser ruthenus (sterlet) is the source of this 3012-nucleotide messenger RNA. RefSeq names its product ring finger protein 168 (gene rnf168). Gene Ontology annotation, biological process: protein ubiquitination; double-strand break repair. Gene Ontology annotation, molecular function: metal ion binding; ubiquitin-protein transferase activity; nucleosome binding. Gene Ontology annotation, cellular component: nucleus; site of double-strand break. The record is from RefSeq and is a predicted model, not a curated record. Bases 278 to 1804 code for a protein of 508 amino acids. Lineage: Eukaryota; Metazoa; Chordata; Actinopteri; Acipenseriformes; Acipenseridae. The transcript has 7 exons.
AAAGAAGUGACUCGCUCUGUUUACGCAUGCGCACUGAAACGUUUAGCUCUAAGGGCAAGGAAUGGCGUUGAAGUGUCUCGAUUAUGUAUCUCUAAACGUAUAGUUAUAUUUAAAACAUAAAGUCAAUUAGGUAAUUUUGUUUCACAUUAUAUAAAACGUGUUGGUAAAAUUUAGAAAUUGGGUCUGCGUGUGUUUUUAUUUUUUCCCUGUAUACGCUGAAGGGGUUGUUUAACAUACUAGCGCGGGUAUUUAUGCCUGAGGAGAGAUAAGGAGCAAGAUGCCGCAAGUGUCACUGGACAAGUUGUCUCAAGCGGACUGCAUUUGUCCGAUCUGCCUGGAGAUUUUCCUGGAGCCAGUUACACUGCCCUGUGAUCACACCUUCUGUAAGCCCUGUUUCCAGCAGACUGUGGACAAGUCCAACCUGUGCUGCCCUCUCUGCCGGAAGAGGGUGUCCACCUGGGCUCGGCUGCAUGGCCGCAACAAGACCCUGGUGAAUGAGGAGCUGUGGGAGAGGGUGCAGAAAACCUUCCCUAUUCACUGCCAGCGUCGGCUCAGCGGACAGGACCUGGAUGAUGCCACCUUGAAUGCAUUGAUUCCUCAGCCUCAACUGUGUAAACCAGGAGAGCUACGACAGGAAUAUGAGGACCAGAAAAGCAAGCUGGAAGCAGAAAAACGUGUGUUGGAAGAAGAAGAGAGGCGAGCGAGUGAAGAGUAUAUUCAACAGCUCCUAGCUGAGGAAGAGGAGAGAAGAGCUGAGGAGAGGAGGAGGGCAGUAGCGCUGCAGCUGGAAAAUGAUGAAAGAUUGGCCCAGAUGCUCAGCGAAGAACUCAAUGCAAACCAAGUUUCAGAAACCAAGGGGCCCUCUAGAGAAAUAUCAAGACACAACUCCUCAGGAAAGAAGAACACAAGUGUAGGGAACAUUGAGAAAUACUUAUCUCCUGUCUCAAACCGAACGCCAAGCUCUUUCAUACAUCCUGAAACUAGCAGAUGUACAAGCCUUUCUGCUGACAAGGAAAAUAUCUCUGCUGCUCUCGAUCAGUCUAUUUUGAUAGAAGAUGGAAUACUAACUUUAAGUCCACAAGAAGCUGGAAGUUUCUCUGAAAUAUCUGCAGAGGCUGCAAAAAAAAUAAAUGCAAGUACCAGUGACAAAGACAGGUGUGUCCUUGUGCCUACAAGCACAGAUGAAAGUGAAAACUCUGGUGUGCAUCCGAGACACAGAAGCAGCCAACCAAACUGCAGAGCAGGCAGAACAGGUGAUGAAGAUACCUGCAAGAGGAAGAAUCAGAGUGAGUCUGACCCAGAAAGCAAUUUCAAAAGCAAGAGACUGAAAGUGUUACCAGCAGAGGGCGAUCCUCACAAAGGGGCAGAGCUCUCUGCAGAUGCGUCCCACAUGCAGCAGCUCAUAGAGCUGGAGAAGGAGCUUUUCAUGAAACUGCAGCAAGAGAAAAAAGACAGACUUUUGGCCUUACAGUUGCAGAGACAGCUGAACAAGGAGAUGAAAGAAGUGAACAGAAAAAAAACCUCCCCAAAUGGGUACCAGCUCCGCACUAAGCUGCCUGAAGAGAGAGCGUCGUGCAGUGGACAGAGGAAUUGGUCACAGUCUUACUGUACUGUGAGAGACGGGGUGAAGACAACAUUGUCUGCAAAUAGACCCAGCAGGAGCAUGCUGACUGCUGCUCCGACCCCAACAGAAGAAGCUGGCAGUCAGAAGGGUCCAUGCAACAGUUCUGGGUCACCCACACGACUGCAGAUGUAUUGCAAACAGAUGACCAUAACCAAGAUUCUCCAAAACCAUGUCAACUAAAGGUUUCCCAGGGAAAACAGGCCUUUACAGUGUUAACAUAUAACAAAGAGAUAUAUUACUUUACUUAUUUGACCCAACAGCUGGACAGCAGUUUUUUUUAAAGUCUGAUAGUUGUUUUUUUUCCCCAGCAUUUUUUUUCUGCUAAAUUUAUCUCCAUAUGAUAUCCAUGCUUAACAUUUGGCAGCUGCAAUGUUAACCUCCGGAUGAAAUGAUGGGCUACAAAUGUUUAACAGCAAAUUGUAAACCUGGUCAAUAAAACCAGAAAUAGCAAUAAAUAUAAAUGAUGCUUUUAUUAAGUGUGGAGCAGAUAUGUACAAAAGAUGUGUACGGCUAUGACCAAAUGUUUUGCAUGAAGCAAAAUCUGUUAAUUGUGUAGAGUGAUGCAAAACCUUUGGCCAAAGCUGUAUUUAACCACUAUGUGCUUUAAGUCUUUGGAAGCUUAUUUAAACUAAACAUUUUAAGAAAGAUACACACAUGUGGUCUUCAGCAUUCUCUUGACAUGCUUAACAAUUAGGUAACUAAAGGCAUAGCAGUUCAAUUAUAACAUCAUCCAUGUAUAAUGAUUUUAUAGUUAGAAAUCUGUAUGACCAUACCAUAAAACAGGACAUCAGAGGAGGGGUUUCACAAUCAAAUCCUGUAAUUUGUAUUAAUAAUAAUAUGACAUUACUGUGGCAGGUGCAAGUUCUUCAGAACUGUAAGUGCUUCUGUAACACUGCGAGGACAUUUGAAGGAAAGUUACAAGGGUUCCACAGAGUUGUACAUACACAUAUUCUGAUUAAACUGCCUUACUAAACGUGUUUUAAUUGGAGCCCUGUCCAUCUAUAACUUUUAAACAUGAGUUUACUCUUAAACAACUGCCCUUUUUAUCUCCCCUUUUUAUGUACAGUAAGAGUUUAGUAUUGAACAUCUUAAUCCAUAACUAUUAAACAUUCCAUGGUGGUAUAUUGAGUAAUACUAAAAGAGGUGUUUGUCAUUGAAGUUAAACAUUUAAAUUCUGCAGGAACACAUGUUGGUAAAAAUGUACACUGCUGUUACUUUUGUAAAGGUUCUCAGUACUUUGUUUUGGGUUGGUCUUGCAAAAUAAAAAAAAGCAUUUGCUUCAAAGCAAAGUUUGCACCAUUUUUCAUCUAUAUUCAAUUGCAAAAAAAAAAAAAAAAAAGCUCAAACCUUGCACUGGGACACAUGCAAUAAAUAUUAAUAAAUGUCAA